AUGAGCCACGUCACCGCCAUGAACGAGCCCUUUCCGACGCCGCAGGCGCUUGCGGCCGGUACGACGACGCACGCCCAGCACCGCUUCCGCAUCUCAACGCGCAAGCUCCCCAUCUCCAAGGCCGGUGUCAUCGACGACCUCACUGAGCGCCUCGGCAUCCCCAUGCCCGAGAUGAUCUUCGGCGACAAUCUCGUUGCCAUCACCCACGCGCCCUCGGGCUGGUCUAUGGCCUUCUCCACCCCGGAGGCCCUGGACGCCGUCGACAAGACCGAUCGCCGCAUGCUCAAGGUCGCCUACGCCCGCGACUGGGAGAGCACCCGUGAGGGUACCACGCAGGGCAUCAAGGAGGUUGUCAAGCCCUACGACUGGAGUUACUCCACCGACUACGCCGGCACCGUCGACCCGGCCGCCGAGAAGCAGUUCCAGCCCUCGGAGAAGCCCAUCCCCAUCGAGUUGCUGAAGCGCCGAGACCCGAUCCUGUUCUUCGACGAUGUCAUGUUGUAUGAGAGCGAGCUCGACGACAAUGGCAUCUCCAUCUUUAGCGUCAAGGUCCGCGUGCAUGACAAGCGCAUGCUGCUGCUGUGCCGCCUAUUCAUGCGCCUCGACAACGUCAUCGUCCGGGUGCGCGACACCCGUGUCUACGUCGACUUUGAAACGGACGAGGUGAUCCGCGAGUACACUGCCCAAGAGGACAGCUUUGAGAACUUGAAGAGGAAGCUAUUAAUGUCUGGAAGACUGCCCGACGACAUCACUAUUGCCCUGCGAGAUCCCAAUCUACUUGCCCCCAUGCUCCCCUUUGUCGAACAACGAAGAGAAGCCGUCAACUUGAGGGCAUGA
Messenger RNA from Ilyonectria robusta, 837 nucleotides. Its product is annotated as TIP41-like family-domain-containing protein. Gene Ontology annotation, biological process: TOR signaling. The transcript is spliced from 2 exons. NCBI's taxonomy places the organism in Eukaryota, Fungi, Ascomycota, Sordariomycetes, Hypocreales, Nectriaceae. Bases 1 to 837 code for a protein of 278 amino acids. The record is from RefSeq and is a predicted model, not a curated record. Gene Ontology annotation, cellular component: cytosol.